This is a messenger RNA of Hypanus sabinus (Atlantic stingray), 3131 nucleotides long. RefSeq lists its product as uncharacterized. The transcript is spliced from 2 exons. Lineage: Eukaryota; Metazoa; Chordata; Chondrichthyes; Myliobatiformes; Dasyatidae. Gene Ontology annotation, molecular function: nucleic acid binding. The record is from RefSeq and is a predicted model, not a curated record. Gene Ontology annotation, biological process: DNA integration. The coding region runs from base 1848 to 2867 and encodes 339 amino acids.
GUAUCGACUAGGCUACGGGAAUUUGAGGAGCAGAUGUUUUGAGAAAUUGCACAUAGUUGUGAGAAUAGUAGGCUAGUGCCAGCAGGAGAUUUCAAUUUUCCCAAUAUCAACACAGCUACUGGAGUACAAAGGAUUGGAUGGAGCAGAAUUUAUAUGCAAACUGAAACGAAGUUGAAAAGUGCAGCUGCAACUUCAAGUGGGCGGUCCUGCUGGUGCUCUGCCUGGGAAACACCGUCUUCUGAAGCUCGACCAGAGGAAUUACAGCUCACACCAUACAGUCUCCCGACAUCCGAACUCUGGAGGAUUACAGACUACUCUGAACAGUCUCUCAAUAUGACUCCACCAGGAUGGACAUGACAUGGACAUUACAGUGGCCUCUAGUAACUCAAGUGAUGAAACAAAUAAGAUUGACAGCUACAUCACAGCUUGCUCCAAUAAAGUCAAAGGGAGUGAAAAAAGACACACAGGACCAAACAUGAGCCCGCCCAUUGUUAAUGUAUUCACAAGCUAGUGGCAGUUUUAUCAACUAUUGCCCAACUGCUCAAUAAUCUACUGAGGUCAAGAAACAUUCAGACCUCCUUAUCACACUUAAUGAAGAAAAACAGAAUGUUUUCCAACUUUAAAGGUGACUUUAUGCACUGCACCUGCAUUAGGAAUGCCUGAUACAGGUAGAUCAUUAACCUUGUACUUUAUGUCAACAAGAAACACAUGAUAGCAAUCUUAACUCAAAUACAUUGAGACUGAUGGUGUCCUGUUGGUGAUUGCUCUGUCAAAGAUAUGAUUCUUUGCUGAUGUUUCCUCAAUGACUGAGAGAGGAAUUCGAAUGGCUGGGUGAGCCGUUGUUUCUGAAACUGAAGUGCUGGUAUCAGGAAACAUGUAUCCAGGUAACUCUGCAGGACAGACAGAACUAAAAGCUUUCAGUGAAGCCUAGAAGUUGGUGGAAGAAAGAUCAGCUAAUAUCUACACUGAUCCCCGAUAUGCUUUUGAAAUUGUUUAUGAUUUUGGAAACUUAUGGAGACAGAGGCUUUCUUACGGUUGAAGGAAUCUCAAUCAACAAUGCUCAACUCAUGGAUGUCAUAUGACUGCAGUCACAGAAGUUGCUGUAUUUGUGGUGAACUACGUGUGCCUGUCUGGUCACGCCCCCUGCUGACUGCUCCUGUGGCUCCUCCCAGAGACCCCUGUAUAAAGGCGAUCAGAGCCUGGGCCUGGCCUCUCAGUCUCCAGGAUGUAGUAUGGUGGUCACUCACUGCUGGUUCCUUCUUCCAGUCAAUAAAAUUGAUGCACCAUUAAUAACUAACUCUGAGACAUAAAGGCAAGAUAUCGGCUUUUAUUGACUGGAAGAAGGAACCAGCAGUGAGUGACCACCAUACUACAUUAGAGUGUGAUGCCUCUGAUUUCGCUCUGGCUGCUACCCUCAAUCAGGCAGGCAGGCCAGUAGCAUUCUUCUCUCGUACCCUCCAAGGCUCUGAAAUUCGGCACUCCGCGGUGGAGAAAGAAGCCCAGGCCAUAGUGGAGGCUGUUAGGCACUGGAGGCACUAUCUCGCUGGCAAAAGAUUCACCUUGCUGACUGACCAGCGCUCGGUUGCGUUCAUGUUCAGCAACCAACAGCGGGGCAAAAUCAAAAAUGAUAAGAUUUUGCGGUGGAGAAUAGAACUCUCCACCUACACCUAUGAUAUUCUGUACCGGCCUGGCAGACUCAACGAGCCCCCUGAUGCCCUAUCCUGGGGAGCGUGUGCUAGCACACAGCUCGACCAGCUGUACACCCUUCAUGCACAACUUUGCUAUCCGGGGGUCACCCGAUUUUACCAUUUUGUGAAAGCCCGGAAUACCUUGAGGACAUCAGGACGAUGACCAGGGACUGCCAAAUCUGCGCUGAGUGCAAACCGCACUUCUACCGUCCUGACAUGAUGCAACUUGUCAAGGCCACCCGCCCUUUUGAGCGACUGAGUGUUGACUUUAAGGGCCCCCUUCCCUCCACCGACCGCAAUGUCUAUUUACUUGAUGUUAUCGACAAGUGCUCACGGUUCCCCUUUGCCAUUCCCUGCCCCGACACCACUGCCACAUCCGUCAUAAAAACCCUGCGCCAGCUCUUCACUCUGUUCGGGUAUCCCUGCUAUAUCCACAGUGAUAGAGGGUCCUCCUUUAUGAGUGACGAGCUGCGCCAGUACCUGCUAGCUAGGGGCAUUGCUACUAGUUGGACUAUGAGUUAUAAUCCCCGGGGAAAUGGACAGGUGGAGAGGGAGAAUGCCACAGUGUGGAAGGCCACACUGUUAGCCCUUAAGUCAAAAGGGUUGCUGGUCUCUCGAUGGCAAGAGGUCCUCCCUGAGGCACUCCACUCUAUCCGCUCUCUGUUGUGUACGUCCACCAAUGCCACCCCUCACGAGCGCCUAUUCUCUUUUCCCAGGAAGUCUGACACUGGGACCACUCUACCAGUUUGGCUGACAUCCCCAGGGCCAGUGCUGCUCGGAAAACAUGUGAGGAGUAAUAAAUACUCCCCGCUGGUCGAGAGGGUUCACCUUCUACAUGCGAACCCCCAGUAUGCUUACGUGGUCUUACUUGAUGGGCAGGAGGACACGGUCUCCGUCCGCGACCUGGCGCCCGCAGGUGCAGCAGACCACUACCCUGAACACUCUCCGGUAACUAUGAACCCUGUACCUGAGGUGACACCGCGGUCACCAGGCCCUACACAUACUCCUCACGACACUCAUAUACCGGGCGUUUCGUACACAUAUAUACCAGGCGCCUCGCACAUGCGUGAGGGACCACUGGCGCCUAGUGGUCUGGAACCAGCACAACCUCCAUCUCCUGUGCAAUCACUGCCACCGCCGGCAUCUGUGCAAUUACAGCCGGUGCUACGUAGAUCGUAGUGACAGAUUCGACCACCUGAUAGACUUAACCUGUAAGAAACUUGGCCACAUGGGGACUCUUUUAAAACAAAGGGGGGGGGGUGAAUGUGGUGAACUAUGUGCCUGUCUGGACACGCCCCCUGCUGACUGCUCCUGUGGCCCCUCCCACAGACCCCUGUAUAAGGGAGAUCAGAGCCUGGGCCUGGCCUCUCAGUCUCCAGGAUGUAGUAUGGUGGUCACUCACUACUGGUUCCUUCUUCCAGUCAAUAAAAGCUGAUAACUCGC